This is a messenger RNA of Lolium rigidum, 1291 nucleotides long. Its product is annotated as zinc finger protein CONSTANS-LIKE 5-like. Gene Ontology annotation, cellular component: nucleus. Bases 27 to 995 code for a protein of 322 amino acids. The transcript has 2 exons. Gene Ontology annotation, molecular function: protein binding; zinc ion binding. The record is from RefSeq and is a predicted model, not a curated record. Lineage: Eukaryota; Viridiplantae; Streptophyta; Magnoliopsida; Poales; Poaceae. Gene Ontology annotation, biological process: regulation of flower development; regulation of photoperiodism, flowering.
GCGUCGCUGGACGGCCGGCAAGCGAGAUGAAGACGGAGGAGAAGCCGGCGGUGGGGGGAGGAGGCUGGGGUCUGGGCGGCCGUCCCUGCGACACUUGCGCAGUCCACGCCGCGCGGCUCUACUGCCGGCACGACGGCGCGUACCUCUGCGCCGGGUGCGACGCGCGCGCGCACGGCGCCGGCUCCCGCCACGCGCGGGUCUGGCUCUGCGAGGUCUGCGACCACGCGCCCGCAGCAGUCACCUGCCGCGCCGACGCCGCCGCGCUCUGCGCCGCCUGCGACGCCGACAUCCACUCCGCCAACCCGCUCGCCGGCAGGCACGAGCGGAUCCCCGUCGCGCCCUUCUUCGGCGCGCUCUCCGACACAGCGUCCCCGCAGCUCCUCGCCGUCCCCUCCCCAGCCUCGGCCGCCGCCGGGACGACGCGGGAGGACGACGAAGGGAGCGACGAGGCCGAGGCGGCAUCGUGGCUUCUCCCCGAGCCCGGCGAUAGCACCGAGGACAACAGCGCCGCCGCUGCCGCGUUCUUCGGCGACGCCGACGCCUACCUCGGCCUCGAUCUGGACUUCGUCCGGUCCAUCGAGGACGGAAUCAAGGCCAUCGGGGUGCCGGUCGCGCCGUCCGAGCAUGACCUCGUCGCCGGCGCCAUCUUCUACCCAGAACACUCCAUGAACCACAGCUUGUCUUCGUCGGAGGCAGCAGUGGUGCCGGACGCGCUGUCAGCCGGCGCGGCGCCGGCACCGACGGCGCCGGUCGCGAGCAAGGGAAAGGACAGGGAGGCCCGCCUGAUGCGGUACCGGGAGAAGCGCAAGAACCGCCGCUUCAGCAAGACCAUCCGCUACGCCUCCCGCAAGGCCUACGCCGAGACGCGGCCGCGCAUCAAGGGCCGCUUCGCCAAGCGCAACGCCGGCGCCGACGACGACGACGGGCCCUUCUCGCCCGCCUCGUCGGCGCUCCUGGCGUCGGAAGGAGACUACGGCGUUGUGCCGUCCUUCUGAGGACCUACGGUGGCCCACCGAGACCGGCCGGCCGGCGACGGGGACUCUGCUGCCUGUAAUUUUUGGCGCUCUCAACCAACCAUGGUCCAUGGCGAUGGCUGCGACCCGUGCUCCCUGUAACAUCGAAUAAUCUGUACAGUUUUGUUCCGUGGGAUUAGUAUCGCUCCUACCUCAUCAUGUACUCUUUUUUUUUCCUCUUCUGCCCAAUCUAGUCUUUGUACACUGCAUUGUGUAGUAGCUAGUGAUCGCUGAUCGGAUCUUGCAACUAUCAACUUCAGUUAGCUGUUCCAGCAUCA